UUCCCAACAAGGGGAUGUGAGUUAAAGGGACGUCACUUCCACUUGGUGCGCGCGCGGAAGAUGGCGACGUCCCUGGGAUCAAAUACAUACAACAGACAGAACUGGGAAGAUUCGGACUUCCCUAUUCUCUGUCAAACAUGUUUAGGUGAAAAUCCAUAUAUUCGUAUGACCAAGGAAAAAUAUGGCAAAGAAUGUAAGAUCUGUGCUCGUCCAUUCACUGUUUUCCGCUGGUGUCCUGGUGUGCGAAUGCGCUUUAAGAAAACUGAAGUCUGUCAGACCUGCAGUAAGAUGAAAAAUGUCUGUCAGACCUGUCUGCUGGACCUAGAGUACGGUCUUCCUAUUCAGGUCAGAGACACAAGUCUGUCCAUUAAAGACGAGAUGCCAAGAUCUGAUGUGAACAAGGAGUAUUACACACAGAAUAUGGAGAGAGAGAUCCAAAACUCUGAUGACACGAGACCUGUGGGGAUGCUGGGUAAAGCUCAGAAACCUAGCGACAUGCUGCUCAAACUGGCCCGAACAUCACCGUACUACAAACGCAACAGACCUCACAUCUGCUCAUUCUGGGUAAAGGGAGAAUGCAAGAGAGGGGAGGAGUGUCCAUACAGGCACGAGAAGCCCACAGAUCCUGAUGACCCUCUCGCCGAUCAAAACAUUAAAGAUCGCUAUUACGGCAUAAAUGACCCGGUGGCGAAUAAACUCCUGAAUAGAGCGUCGGCCAUGCCACACCUGGAUGUGCCCGAGGACAAGUCCAUCACUACAUUAUACAUAGGAGGAUUGGGAGAAGACAUUGCUGAUUCUGAGCUCAGGAGUCACUUCUAUCAGUUCGGGGAAAUUCGUACGAUCACACUGGUUCAGAAGCAGCAGUGUGCGUUCAUUCAGUUCGCCACGCGUCAGGGAGCGGAGCACGCCGCCGAGAAAUCCUUCAACAAGCUCAUCAUUAACGGCCGUAGACUGGCGGUGAAGUGGGGUCGUUCUCAAGGCGCUAAAGGCAAAGACAUCAGUGAGGGCUUCAGUGAGAUGGGAACCAGACUGGAUCCAGUACCUGGUCUGCCAGCACCUCUACCGCCACCUACAGCUCUGGAGAAUGAAGCCCCAGCCAAUUACUUUAAUCUGGACCCUAGUGGUCCUGCAGUAAUGAACCUCAGUCUUCCCCCUCCACCUGGACUCCCAAACCCACCACCACCAGGUUUUGGACAUCCCAUGUUCCACCCCAUGGGUCUUCCUCCACCUCCACCGAUGAGUUUAAGACCUCCUGGCCACAUUCACUACCCCUCCCAGGAUCCUCACCGCAUGGGUGCGCACUCUGCCAUUCGCCACUCUGAUUGAUUAACUCCUCCCACUUGGACUUCUUCUGCCAAUCGGGUGUUGUUCGUUUAGCAGUCGUGGUAAAGCUGCUGAAGAUGAAUGUGAACUGGCUCUGAAUGUGAUGUCAUCAGAGGGUGGAGCCUGAUCUGUGAUAUCAUGACUGGCGGGUAAAUAGAUGGCCCUGUCUGUUAGGUGCACACGCCGUGGGAGUUGCCAGUAAUGGCGAUGGUUGGAUUGAGUUUGACUUUGUAAUUCAGGUGGAUUGUAAUGCUAUUGUAUGGUACGCCAGCACUUCUGUCACUAAGCUCAUCGACAGUCACUUUAUGCCUGUAGUACCUCAUGCAUCACAUCCUAACAACUAUAAACAUGCUCUUAUUCUCCAUCUGAUUCUGGCACGCUAACAAGGAGAAAAUUGCAAUGGCUGCUUGUAUUAUGAAACCAUUUUGCCAAAUCUCUGAGCGUGGAUCUUUAAUUUAAAGACAAAGCUCCUGCUGAUUUAAGUCUUGAGGAAAUACUAAAAUCGUUCUUCAAUAUAAAUGCCAAGAGCUAUUCAAAAACCUUUAUUAUGUUAUACACAUCUCUUUGGGGUUGAACACAUGAUUUAUUGAUCAUUUCAGAAAUUGCUUUUCUUUCUGUUUGUAAAUUAUUUUUGUUUAGGAAAAAAAAUUCUGAAAGUGUCAUUUUGAGAACAUUAAAGCAAAUGUCGUGAACAUUUUCUGUGUGCUG
This is a messenger RNA of Paramisgurnus dabryanus, 2031 nucleotides long. NCBI's taxonomy places the organism in Eukaryota, Metazoa, Chordata, Actinopteri, Cypriniformes, Cobitidae. The record is from RefSeq and is a predicted model, not a curated record.